UCCUCUCUUCUUUUUUUUUUGUCUGCAAAUCCGCUCAAAAAUGACACCAACCACCCAUGGUGUCAUUGCUUAAGCUUCAUGUGCAACUUUUUUCUUCUUUGUGACUGUGACCAUCACCUGUCCUCAUGGCAAAUUAACCUAUCAUGUUUAUUUCAAGCUGUUUCCUGCAUUAUGCCAUUGAGGGCUGUGCACACCCAAGUGAAACAUAAAACAAACACAGGACAGACAGAAAGGUGAGGCAUAGACAGUGUUCUGAGAGAAAAGGUGCAUUUUAUUUGUUUGUACUCUUUAAUUCACACCUUAAAGCCAUUUACAAAACUAAAACCCUUCACAAACACCUAAUACGACAGAAUCCCAACUGGAUCAAUCAUGAAGAUGUCAGGAGGCCACAAGAAGGAUAGAUAAAGCAGAGUGAGAUCCACAGACACUAACCCAGCAACCUCCACUGACUCAGCGACCGGAGGAACACACUCUAUUGAGUUUUGGUAGGUGCCGGUGUGGUGAGUCUGGCAUGCAUGAAAACCUCCACCAAAAGGAGGGAGCUGUCUCCUCCAGCCCAAGGAGGUCCACACCGCCCCCCCGCAGGAGCCACCAAGCGGAGACCCAGCCCAGGAGCCCGGAGCGACCCCCGCCGACACAGCCAGAGCCCCAAGGCCCGCGCAGCAGAACGGGCCAUAGCGGACCCCCAUGGCGCCCCACCGGCCCACAGCCCCACUUCCCCCACGGGAAGUGGGGUCAGUAGAGUAGAGGGGCAAAGAUCAUCAUCGCAUGCAGAGACAUGGAGAAAGCACAGGAGGCGUUGAAAGAAAUCAUCGAAACCUCAGGCAACGACAACGUCAAGUGCAUGAAACUGGACUUGUCUGACAGCAAGUCCAUCAGAGAAUUUGCUGAAGCCUUCAACAGAGAUGAGCCAAAACUCGACAUCCUCAUCAACAACGCUGGUGUGAUGGUUUGUCCUUAUGGGAAAACUGCAGACGGCUUUGAGAUGCAGAUUGGUGUUAAUCACUUUGGUCAUUUCCUGUUGACCUACUUGUUGCUUGACCUGAUUAAAAGAUCGGCACCAGCCAGGAUCAUCACCGUGUCCUCCAUGGCUCACAGUUGGGGCUCCAUCAACCUGGAGGACAUCAACAGCGACAAGAGUUACGACAAGAGCAAAGCUUACUCCCAGAGCAAGCUGGCCAACGUCCUCUUCUCGAGAUCACUGGCUAAACGACUAGAAGGCACUGGUGUGACAACUUACUCUCUCCAUCCUGGGGUUGUUCAGACCGAUCUGUGGCGCCAUCUCUCCGGCCCUCAGCAGUUCAUCAUGAAGAUAGCGAAGCCCUUCACCAAAAACUCCGUCCAGGGAGCUCAGACGACAAUCUACUGCGCCGUGGAACCGUCACUGGCGAAUGAGACCGGUCAAUACUACAGUGACUGUGCUCGUACCAGCAGCUCCUCUGCUGGUAAAGACGACAACCUGGCCCAGAAGCUGUGGGAGCUGAGCUGUCGUAUGCUCAACAUAACAUGGGCCUAAACCAACCUGGAAGGAAAAGAAAACCUUUCGAGUUUCUCUACUAACUGAUGCAUUGAUAUCUGAUUUCACUACUGCUGCGUGCCUGGAAAUAAGGUGCAAAAGACUUAGUAAACUUGCAUUCAGUCAUAUAUUUUUCCAGCUUUUGUUGUAUUUGUACGGCUAGAAGAUCCCCAGCGUGUCCUAGCUUGGGCCUGGGAUCUUGGUGUAUGGAGGUUGCAUGUUCUCCCGGUGUCCUCCCUCAGUCCAAGAACAUAAUCAGGUUAAGUGAUAAUUGUAAAUUACCCGUAGGUGUGAAUGUGAGUGUGACUGUUUGUCUUUAUGUGUGACCCUGUGACAGACUGGUGACCUGUCCAGAGUGUCAGCUGGGAUAGACUCCAGCCCCACUGUGACCCUAAUAAGGAUUAAGUGGUGUGUAGAUGAUGGAUGAAUGUUGUAUAUGUAUAUUUUACAUAACAACCACUAUUAAUCAAUGUCACUGUAUAUUUGAUGUAAAGUUUCUGAUCUUGAUGCAUCCACUUUAUAUAAGCUUAAAUAACUUUCUAUUCAUUUUGAUAAAAACUGGACAAAGGUUUUUUUCCAAUGCAGUUAGUGGAAUACUUUCAGGAUAAACUUGAGUGACUUGGACCACAUUCUUGUCUGUGUCUUAAAGGAUUUUCUGUGUCUGUACUUUCUAACAAUAAACUCACUCUUACACUCCA
This is a messenger RNA of Acanthochromis polyacanthus (spiny chromis), 2214 nucleotides long. RefSeq names its product retinol dehydrogenase 12-like. The transcript is spliced from 6 exons. Lineage: Eukaryota; Metazoa; Chordata; Actinopteri; Pomacentridae. The coding region runs from base 779 to 1516 and encodes 245 amino acids. The record is from RefSeq and is a predicted model, not a curated record.